AUGCCUGAUAUAUGUCACGCAGACAUCCAACAAGGAUCUACGCUCUUAAAACGUCUUAAUGAUAUCUCAACCCUCGCGCAACUUGCAGAACGGUACAUCCGAAUGAAGAGCCAUAUGAUUCCAAUCCCAGCGUUGGGACUACUAUUUACAUGGGCCGCACUUGCUCUGUUACACUUACCAUUGGAUGAUAGGCUUGCCAAAAAGUUCAUAGCAGCUCAGGGAACUAAUAAGGCGUCAUGUGUUUCCACAAUGGUGUACUGCAGUAAUUUAUGCAUCUCACUGUGUAAAGAAUAUGCACCUCCAAAUGAGGUUCUCCUAUGGCUGCUGCACGAAAGUUUGACCCUCACAGCACAAUUCUACGGCGAUUGCAGUCAUCAGACAUGGCAGCGCCUGGGCGACUUGGCCACUGAAGCUCUAGACCCAAGUAGAGUCAGGUCUGGCACAGAAAGCCCCGCGGUUUCAUUUCUUCUUUCCCAAUCGCGAAGGAAGAUUCUAGCUUCUGCGUACUGGAUAGACAAAAGUUUGGCGAGCUUACACGCUCAAGUCCCGCGAAUUCCUUGCCUUCCGCAAGAUUUUGAAACCCCACUCGAUAUCGAUGACGAUGAGCUCCUUUCGAAAAGCCUUUCUCACUCGGAAUUACUACAUUCGCAUAGCAGUGGUUGGAAUCAAUCGGCGCAUACCUGUCCAGCUACAUAUAUUCGCGCUAGAUAUAUCUUAGGCGGGCUUCGAGAUGAGCUCCUUCAACUGUCCCUCACAGCGUCUGCUGUCAAUAGACUCCUAAAGCUAAAGGUGUAUGACGGAACCAAUGAAUUACAGGAUCAUUCACCAUCUCCACUGGAGCUUAUACGCAAUAUCAGUGCUUUCAUCAGUUACCUGGGUCAAGAGUGCUAUGCUGACGGUCAGCUUAGCCUUUCCUACAUCAGCACAUAUAAGAAUCUAGAGUGCGCCCUUAACGAUCUUCUUGAUUUGAAACAGAUAUACGCUCUUGGAUGCGGCUCCGGUGCUAGUUCCUCGACCGUUUCCCCUGGCUCUGAGAUAUUGGGGAACUACAACAGCAUUGAAGGUGAAUUAAUUGAUUGGACGAAUGAACUUGAGUGGAUGAGACAAUGGAGUGUGUAG
Messenger RNA from Aspergillus pseudotamarii, 1119 nucleotides. RefSeq lists its product as uncharacterized. The transcript is spliced from 5 exons. Bases 1 to 1119 code for a protein of 372 amino acids. The record is from RefSeq and is a predicted model, not a curated record. Lineage: Eukaryota; Fungi; Ascomycota; Eurotiomycetes; Eurotiales; Aspergillaceae.